This is a messenger RNA of Vombatus ursinus (common wombat), 1377 nucleotides long. Its product is annotated as PC-esterase domain-containing protein 1A-like. Lineage: Eukaryota; Metazoa; Chordata; Mammalia; Diprotodontia; Vombatidae. The record is from RefSeq and is a predicted model, not a curated record.
AUGGUUCAUUUCUUGUCAUCAGAGGUCCGGCAGCUGCUGCACAACAAGUUUGUGGUUGUCCUGGGAGACUCUAUCCAGAGGGCUGUGUACAAGGACCUUGUACUUCUGUUGCAGAAAGACUGCCUAUUGACAGAAGCCCAGCUCAAGGCCAAAGGGGAGCUGAGCUUCGAGCAGGACCGUCUGGUGGCAGGGGGACAACUGGGUGAACUACACAAUGGGACUCAUUAUCGGGAGGUCCGCCAGUUCCUGUCCAGUUCAGGACACCACCUCCUACGAUUCUAUUUUCUCACCCGAGUCUACUCAGCUUAUGUGGAGGAUGUCCUGGCUGAGUUAGAGCAUGGGCCACCUCCUGACCUGGUCAUCAUAAAUUCCUGCCUCUGGGACCUCUCCAGGUAUGGUGGUGAUGCCAUUAAAAGUUACCAGGAAAACUUGGAAUGUUUAUUUGAAAGGAUGGAACAAGUUCUGCCUGCCUCUUGCCUUCUGGUAUGGACCCUGGCUAUGCCACUGGGUGAGCGCAUUACAGGAGGCUUUCUGUUGCCUGAACUUCAGCCAGCGACAGGCUCUCUACGUGCAGAUGUGUUGGAAGCAAAUUUCUACUGCUCAAUGUUGGCAGAUGAGCACCACUUCGAUGUACUUGACCUGCAUUUCCACUUCCGACAUGCAGUUCAGCAUCGGCGUAUGGAUGGCAUCCAUUGGGACCAACAUGCCCACCGCCACGUCUCACAGCUAUUGCUGGCCCAUGUGGCUGAGGCCUGGGGGGUGGAGGCUCCCCGCCGGAGCACCCCUCUUGGGGAGUGGAGUCAGGAGCAGUCAUCCCUAGAAUAUCAAGGCCCAAGGUUCAAGGGGGCUUCAUCCUGGAGGCAUCUAGGCCAUCCAUCUGAGGGGCCUUUUGCACCCUGGAGACAUCCAGCCCAGGCAGCUGAGGAACCUCGUUUUAGGAAUCAGUCAUCAUUUGCACCCCCAGAGUGGUCCCCCUUGGAGCAUCCAAUGCAAAGACCUGAGGAGUUUGCAUCUUGGAGAUAUUCAUCUCAGAGGACUAAGAGGUCUCUUUCCUUUGAGCCAGUAGGCCAAGAGACUGAUCAUCCUCCGACUCGACCAGAUAGGCACCUCCAGUCCCAGUUCCUGCCUCCAUCCCAACCUCGGCCCCCACCUUUACCCCACCCUUCACCUCAAGUCCUGCCUCAAGACAGCUGCUUCUUCUCAGAUAAUCCUGUCCUGCCUGGCUAUUUCCCUCUUAACUAUAUGGCCUUCGGUGAUCCCUUACCUCCUCCUGCUAUGUUGGAUUCCCCGCCUGCUCCCCAGCCUUGCCCAAUCUCUUCCUCACUAUAGACAGCGCCACAAUCUGAUGAUGCCACGUUUCCAGCGCCAUGUGCCUAA